GGGUUGUCAAAAAAAGGAGGAACGAACAGACAGAGAGAGGUGGACAGAAAUCAAUUUUCCCUUUUCCAGGUCUCGGGAGCAAGCCUCGCCAUGGAUGCCCGCACCAGUAGCUUUCGAGCCAGAUAUUAGAGCUGAGCUGCGUGCUUGCGUCGCGGGGAGAGAGACUGCGUCUACUCCCAAACGAAGACCGACGCCUCUUUUUUCCACGCGCCAGUCCGCUCUGAACCGGUGAACCCAUUCCUCCUCCUCCUCUUCCUACUCCGCCACCAAGAAACGAGGCUCAAUCAAUCUCGUCUUGCUCUCCCCUCCUCUUCGAUCUGUCCUCGUCGGUUCCUGAAAUCAGCAUCGACGAGCAGGAUUUUCCGAGGAGCAGGAGAAGAAGGCGGCUAGAAAGUUGGUUCCUGCUCCCGCCCGGGCGUGACCUCACACGGAAUGGUCGUUGCUUCGCCGGGGACGACGCACCGGGAGGAGGCGCGCGGCAGCGGGGGGGAUGGUCGAUAGGAGCAGCAGGGCCGUGCUCAUCGGGGUCACCGCCGGCGUCGGGGCCGCGCUGCUCGCGUCGGCGUGCGUGCUCCUCGCCAUCUGGCUCUACCGCCGGCGGGCCAGCGUCGCCACCGCACGGACGCGCUCCCUCGAGUCGCCCUCGGCGACGCUGCGGGACAACGGCAACGGAUGCGCCAGCCUCGACUCCAGCGUCUCCGUCUCCGUGGUCUCCGAGAGCGUCGCCGACUGGGGCCACCCGCCACCGGCCAAACGCGCCGCGUUCUGGGCCUGGAGAGGAGGCGGUGGCGCCGGCCACAACGGCAGGGAGCCGCCGCCGCUGUCCGUCUCCGGGAUCCCAAAAUACCAUUACAAGGAUCUGCAGAAGGCUACCAGCAACUUUACCACAAUUCUGGGGCAAGGAUCGUUCGGUCCUGUGUACAAAGCUGUAAUGGCCACCGGUGAAGUGGUAGCUGUAAAGGUGCUCGCGAGUGAUUCAAGGCAAGGGGAACGAGAGUUCCAGACUGAGGUAGCAUUGCUUAGCAGGCUGCAUCAUAGGAAUCUUGUUAAUUUGGUUGGGUAUUGUGUGGAAAAAGGGCAGCGUAUUCUGAUUUAUGAGUACAUGAGCAAUGGGAGUUUGGCAAGACUUUUAUAUGGUGACAAUAAACGAAAUUUGAGCUGGCAAGAAAGGCUGCAAAUUGCUCACGACAUCUCUCAUGGAAUUGAGUAUCUGCAUGAAGGGGCUGUUCCAUCUGUUAUUCACAGGGACCUAAAGUCUGAUAAUAUACUUUUGGACCAUUCAAUGAGGGCCAAGGUUGCAGACUUUGGUCUAUCAAAGGAGGAAGUGUAUGAUGGAAGGAAGUCUGGCCUCAAGGGUACCUAUGGAUAUAUGGAUCCUGAUUACAUGUCCACAAAUAAGUUAACAAAGAAGAGUGAUGUGUAUAGUUUCGGCAUAAUACUUUUUGAACUGAUAACUGCCAUAAAUCCGCAACAAGGUCUAAUGGAGUACAUUAAUCUGGCAGCAAUUGGAGGGGAGGGAAGGGUUGAUUGGGACGAGAUACUGGAUAAGGACCUCCUAGUAGGGAACAUCCCUGAAGAGGUCCGGACACUUGCUGAUGUUGCCUACCGAUGCGUUAACAAGAGUCCGAGGAAGCGCCCCUUGAUAUCAGAGGUCACGCAGGCCAUCUCAAGACUCAGGCAGCGCCAGCUGAGAAAGCAUGAUGCGCUAACACUGCCGAGGAGUGAGACCAGGACCGUACUUAGGAGGAUAGAAUACCAGCAUGUGGAGCUUGCUGACCUCACCAGCAUGAGAGAACUUACGCCGAUAAGGGCAUCAUGAACUUAUGAUGAGCUUGUUCUAGUAUGUAGGUUGCUUGAUAGAGUUAGAUUUUAACUUGAUAAAGAAACCCGUAUGAAAAUGUAAAGAGGGUUGAUCUUGGUUCGACCUUGCUGUAGCUGUUUGAUGAAAGCAUCAGGUAGUUACUAGAUCGUUAAAGAUCUCUUGUCUUGGUUGCCAUGAGAGAUCUCGUUACCAAGAGUUCUGUACUGACCUGAGGUUUGAAAUCGUUGUAAAAAAUCAACAGUAAUAGUAGCAUUUGACAAGACAAUGGCAUCCAUGGAUACAUUGCAGAUUCA
Molecule: messenger RNA, 2115 nt
Organism: Sorghum bicolor (sorghum)
Lineage: Eukaryota; Viridiplantae; Streptophyta; Magnoliopsida; Poales; Poaceae
Product: calcium/calmodulin-regulated receptor-like kinase 2
Exons: 8
Coding region: 491-1819 (442 amino acids)
Biological process (GO): protein phosphorylation
Molecular function (GO): protein kinase activity; ATP binding
Source: RefSeq, a predicted model, not a curated record